Cokeromyces recurvatus is the source of this 2712-nucleotide messenger RNA. RefSeq lists its product as uncharacterized. The coding region runs from base 91 to 2493 and encodes 800 amino acids. The transcript is spliced from 7 exons. Gene Ontology annotation, molecular function: RNA binding. The record is from RefSeq and is a predicted model, not a curated record. NCBI's taxonomy places the organism in Eukaryota, Fungi, Mucoromycota, Mucoromycetes, Mucorales, Mucoraceae.
CUUCUUCUUAUACAUUUACUAAUAAUAUAUAAUUUUUAACAAUUAAUAUCAGUCAUUAUUACAUAAUAUUAAAGUUGUACAUAAAACAGAAUGGAUUUUACUUGGGUAUCUGAUAUCCCAAAUACCCGUAAACAUAACCUGCGUUUGUUAAAUACUGAUAGCAUAAAUAGUAAAGAUAAUAAUGAGAACCAAAGUAGCCAUUUACAACAAUUUAAGUCUCUUUCACGUAGUAACUCACGUCUAUCUUACACCCCACCUUCUACUACUAAUACAGAGACUAUACGACGUUCUCGUGCUGGCACAAUGCCUUCUUCUACUAUAUCCCCCUUUAUGGCUUUAAACUCUUCAAAUCUAUACUUAAGUCAACAAAGACCUAAUCAUAAUCCAAUAGAUCCUGACGGAUUACAUUCUGGAAUGUCAAGUCCAUUAGAUGAAAACACUACUAAUUCAAUUGCAAGUACUUUAGCUUCUUUAGGCCUAGGUGAUGAUCUUAAUGACAAGAUCAAUAAUGAUAAUAACAAUAACAGUAAUAGUAACAAUAAUAAUAAUAAUAAUAAUAAUAAUACGAAUACUAGUUUGACACAACAACAACAGCAGCAACAGCAGCAGCAGCAGCACCAGAAACAGCAACAGCAACAUUAUCUUCAACCAGUAACGCGUCACCGUGCUUUUACAUUUUCUUCGAGAAACACGAUGACAGAUAACCAAGGGGCCCCAGAUAUGAUGUCAUUCACUCCUUUUCCUCAAAAAACCUCUUUCAGUCGUCCACGCGCCGUUAGUUUAGGUAUGGCUGACUUAUCCCAUGAUGGAUUUUCUCCCUUUAAUCAUUAUUCAUCUUCGGAAUAUCAUCCGACCAAGUCAAAUAGUAGAAUAGAUGAAAAAUCAUCCUUGUUAUAUCAACCUCUAUUUUCUUAUGAAGGAGAUAAUAGUAUGAUAGAGCCUAUCUCUCGUCAAUCUUCACCUAAUAAUAUUGAGACGCAAAUACCUUCUCGUGCUCUUUGGUUAGGUAAUAUUAGCCCAUCCCUGAGUGUUCCUGAUUUACAUAAAAUGUUUGCUCGAUAUGGUCAUGUGGAGAGCGCUCGAAUCUUAUCUGAUAAGGAAUGUGCUUUUGUCAAUUUUGAUACAGUAGAGUCAGCUAUUGCGGCUAAAGAAGAUCUUGUGAAUCGAUUAGGUAGUAAAGUGGGUGGUACCACUGUAAAAGUUGGAUUUGGAAAAGCAGAUGUGAGUCUAGCUAUGGCUCUAACUCAAGAUGCAGGACCAAAUGCUCAAGGACCAACACGAUCUCUUUGGGUUGGUAAUAUACCAUCCAAUGUAAAUCCUGCUAUUUUGAGAUCUAUUUUUCAAAUAUUCGGUACAAUUGAAUCCAUUCGUAUUCUUUCUCAUAAAAAUUGCGGAUUUAUUAAUUUCGAACGUCAGGAAGAUGCCGUCCGUGCACGAAAACAUAUGCAAAAUAAGGAAAUUUUAGGACCUGGUACAAGCACUGUACGUAUCGGUUUUGCAAAGGCACCCUCAAGUAACGAAAUUAUUCAAGAUGUCGUUAUUUCGGGUAAUACAGUGACUUCUUAUCCAUCUACGAAUAAAGUAAUAUCUCAGCAACAAGAAGAUAAUACAUCACAAUGGGCCACAGUUAUUUUUAUGGCUAGUAUGAUGAUGAAUGCUGCUAAAGAUGGCUCUUCAAUAUCUACUAAUUCAUCUAGUACUACGACUGCUGCUUCUCGUUUAGCUACUGAACGUAAAUUGAUUAUGCAACAGUUAGGUUACGAAUCCCAAUCUUAUGAAGCUGAACGCAAUCCUAUUCAUUAUUUUUCAGCCAUUCCAGCUGUUCCUGAAUUUAGCGUAGAUCGUAAACUUAGUCCUCUAAGACUUCGUGAGAUUAAAAAGAGUUUAGAUAAUGGGCAAUCUAUACCUAUCAUAGAAUCUAUUGCUCAAGAAUGUAUGGAAGAAAUUGUAGAACUUUGUAGUGAUUAUAUUGGAAAUACAGUUGUUCAAAAGUUUUUUGAAUAUUGUAGUGAUAAAACCAAACUGGAGAUGUUGGAGAGAAUUGCACCUCAUUUAGCUUCUAUUGGUAUUCAUAAGAAUGGUACUUGGGCUGCACAAAAAAUGAUUGACUCUGUUCUUAUCGAUAAGCAGAUAGAGUUGAUUAGUUUGCACAUUGCUCCAUACGUCCCAUUAUUAUUAUUAGAUCAAUUUGGUAAUUAUGUAGUUCAAUGCUGUCUACGUAAGGGACCUAAAUACAAUCAAUAUAUAUUUGAUGCUAUUGUGGACAAAUGCUGGGAAAUAGGCCAAGGUCGAUUCGGAUCACGCGCUGUUCGUUCUAUAUUAGAAAACCCAAUUGUUACUAAAGACCAACAAAUUUACGUUGCGGCUGCUAUUAUGCAAAAUGCAUUGUUUUUAAGUACAAACGCCAAUGGUACAAUUUUACUAAAUUGGUUGCUUGAUACCUCUGGAUUACUUGGGCAUUUUCGUGCCUUGAGUAAUAAUAGUAAUAAUUAAGUUACCCUUUACUUAUUUCCCUCUAAAUAUAAAUAUAUACAUAUAUCUAUAUAAGGAUAAAAAAAAAAGAACAACAAUAUAAGAAGAAGAACAAAAAAGGCUUAUAUAGCAUUGUAAAGUAUAAUCACAAAAACACAUAGAAAAUUACAAAGUAUUGUCAUCAAAUUCAAUAUGUAUAUAAAUAUGUAACUUAAUUAAAAAAAAAUAAAUAAAAAAGUA